Molecule: messenger RNA, 824 nt
Organism: Malus domestica (apple)
Lineage: Eukaryota; Viridiplantae; Streptophyta; Magnoliopsida; Rosales; Rosaceae
Source: RefSeq, a predicted model, not a curated record
AAAUGGCGGCGUUGGUACCAGAAUCUUAAAGAGGGACAGUGUUCCACAUUGCAUCCCGUUUCCGCUAUCAUUCGAAACUCUCCGAACUCACAAAAUCGAAUCCAAUACGAAUACAAAGCACUAACAUUUAAUGGGCGGCGUCCUCUGUCGAGCUGCAGAGGUUGGGAACGAGACAGGCGCGGUUCUUGUCAUAACGGAGGUGUCGAUGUUUGAAAAACAUGAAAAGGAUGGGAAACUGAUCUGUAGGCUCAGAUCUGGAGAGAGCAUCUAUAUCAAGGGUAGGCAGUUCAUAAACCGAACCUCUGGUUCUCGUAUUCAGCGGAGCAUUCAUGUCACCGCCUUGAUUUCCGGCGACGAAACAGCGCCAAAUAUCUUGCCACCGAAAUGUAUCUUGGCAGCAAACGAUUUUGCCAAAUACGGGAAAGUCACUUUCCGGAUAGUGGACAAGAAACUGAAGUGUUACCCAGUAGUGAUCCCCGAUCUCCGCCGCUUGAGGUUGGUAUCCCGUGUUGGAACAACAUUUGUGAGUCGUUAAAUUUGGCUAUAGUGAUAAUGGAAAGUUCGAAUGAACGAUCGGCAUUGGUAGAAAGGAUCUGUAUUCUAACAUAUAAUUUCUAAGGAUUUUAGCUUUUGUUAGCGAUUGGGUGAAAACAGUAUCUUGCAAACUUCAGUGUUUUGAUAAUGUGCAUUUAUAAGGAUUUUAGCUCUUGUUAGCGAUAUUUCAAAGUUUUAUAUGCAAUAUACCCAUGUCUGGCCCUCUAUGCCGGUCACAGAGGCCAUGGAUUCUCGAUGCACUUCGGUGCGUCGAGAUGUCUAGUUACUGA